Molecule: messenger RNA, 1254 nt
Organism: Papaver somniferum (opium poppy)
Lineage: Eukaryota; Viridiplantae; Streptophyta; Magnoliopsida; Ranunculales; Papaveraceae
Product: serpin-Z1C-like
Exons: 2
Coding region: 1-1218 (405 amino acids)
Molecular function (GO): serine-type endopeptidase inhibitor activity
Source: RefSeq, a predicted model, not a curated record
AUGAGGAAUUCUUGCUCACUAGAUUCUCCGUUAUGGAUCCAAGCUAUGAAAAAUCUCUUUACGGAAGAAGCAAGCAACGGCAAGAAUUUAGUGUAUUCUCCGUUAUCAAUUUACACUGCUCUGGGAUUAUUAGCUUCAGGAUCAAAAGGCGAAACUCUAGAUGAAUUGUUAGGGUUCUUAAAAUCUCGAAAUCUCGAUUCUCUUAAUGUGUUUUGUUCUCAACUUAUGAAAUCAUUGAAUGAAACCCAACUAUCUCUUGUUAAUAGUGUUUGGGUCGAGAAAUCUUGUGACCUAAACCCCAAAUUUCGAGAGGUUGCCGAUUCAAUCUUUGGUGCACAUGUUCAAUCUGUGGAUUUCAGGCAUGAGGCUAAUGCAGCGAGACUGAUGGUGAACCAAUGGGUCGAAACGAAAACCAAUGCAUUAAUCAAAGAUCUAAUGCCAGAAGGAUCUGUUAGCGAUACCGCAAGUGUUUUGUUGGUGAAUGCACUCUAUUUCAAAGGAUUAUGGCACAACGGUCAGUUUGAAAAAUCGUUAACAAAGAACUCAAAGUUCUAUUUACUUGAUGGGCAUUCAUCUGUUGAAGUCCCAUUUAUGACCAGCACAGAGUACCAAUACAUAUCGUAUCAAAACGGCUUCAAAGUACUCACACUCCCAUACAAAAUAAAAACAGAAAAAAAGUCGAGGUAUGGCCGGAUGUCUGAUAACCCAUUUGAUUUUAGAGCUCGACGGUUUUCUAUGCAUAUAAUUUUACCUGAUAGACGUGAUGGCCUUGAAGAGUUGAUAGACUUUGCAAGUACUGAUUCAGCUAGCUUUUUGGAUAAAUACAUUCCGAAAUAUGCAUCGGUGAAACGAACGGGCGAAUUCAAGGUCCCCAAGUUUAAGAUAACAUUUGAUUUUGACGCAAAAAGAAUUCUCAGUGAAUUGGGUUUAGUCGUGCCUUUUAGUUCCGAAGCAGACUUUACUGAGAUGUUGAGUGGUAAUGGUUCAAUUGAUAAAGUUAUCCACAAGUGCUUUGUUGAAGUUGACGAGGAAGGAACUGAAGGUGCUGCAGCUACUCUUAUCGAGUUCCUUGAGUGUUCAAUGGGUGGUCCUCCUCGUCCACCACCACCAGUAGUGGAUUUUGUUGCUGACCAUCCUUUCAUGUUUAUCAUCAGAGACGACAUCACAGGAGUUUUGUUGUUCAGCGGAUACAUUCUUAAUCCCUUGCUGUCCUCUUGAUUUCUGACAAGUACAGGUCGUCGGUCAUUUCCUCUA